GCUGAUAUCAAAACAUGCGCCUUGGCCGUCUACAGAAAGCACAAUGUAGCUGUUAUAGUAUCUUCGGGACAGUCACCGUCACAGAGGUCAUUAAAAACCACCGCAGCAGUGAUUGAGAGCGGAGCGGGAGAGUCACCGAGCCUCGGGAGCAGCUUCGUGAUAGAUGCCCGGUAUUAACUGAUAGAAGUUCGGGAAGCAUCAAGCGAAGCAGCCGAAGCAGGAACAACAAGCAGAUGGAUCUGGAAGAGUCGCGCUGAUCAGACUCGAGCUCUUUAUCAUUCGGUUAAAAGUCUCGAGGAUGAGCGUCCGGUGGCUCUCGGGUCUGCAGUGAUGCAGUGAGGAUGGGAGCUGUUGUGGAGAGUCAGGCAGGCGUGGGCGGUUGAGUUGGCGUUGAGUACAGGAAGAAUGCACUUAUCCCAUGUUGGCACCAACAAAAUCUGCUUCCUGCUUUCCCUGGCGUUCUGUGCCCUGCUGGUGCUGCUUAUUCCCUCCUUACAACCUCUGAAGCGUCAGAAGGAUCUGCCCCAACCCCGGCCCCAUACCAAGCCCGCCGGAGCCGGACGCAGACAUGACCUCUACGGGAACCCCGGCCAAGGACGCGAUGAUGCCAAGGAUGGUAGUUUCAUUCACCCACUUCCUCCUAGAGGCCGACCCGAGGACCCACAGAGGAUGUUAGAGGGAGACUCUGCACACGCCAGAUCCCCUGGGUCCCGUUCCAAAGACUCUUUGGAUUUGAGAGACAUUUUUAUUGCUGUUAAGACCACCAGGAAAUAUCACAAGUCCAGAUUGCAGCUCCUGUCCCAGACCUGGGUGUCCAAAGCCAAGGAACAGACGUUUAUCUUCACUGAUAGCGAGGACAAGGAGCUCAGACAGAAAGCAGGGCUGAACAUCAUCAACACCAACUGCUCCGCGGCUCACACGCGCCAAGCCCUGUGCUGCAAGAUGUCUGUGGAGUAUGACAAGUUCAUCGAGUCACAGAAAAAGUGGUUCUGUCACGUGGAUGAUGAUAACUACGUGAUCCUGCCAAGUUUGCUGGAGCUGCUGUCGUCCUACUCUCACACACAGGACGUGUAUCUGGGCAGACCCAGUCUGGACCAUCCCAUAGAGGCCGCUGAGAGGGUCAAGAGCGACGGAUCGGUAUCAGUGAAGUUCUGGUUUGCCACUGGAGGUGCUGGAUUCUGCAUCAGCCGAGGCUUAGCUCUCAAAAUGAGUCCAUGGGCAAGUCUUGGAAACUUCAUUACAACUGCAGAGAAGAUCCGCCUUCCGGACGACUGUACUGUAGGUUACAUCAUCGAGGCUUUGCUGGAAGUCCCACUGACACACACAGGCCUGUUCCACUCACACCUGGAGAAUCUGCAGAGACUCCCAACAGACAACAUACUCCAACAGGUGACCCUCAGUUAUGGUGGAUUCGAGAACAGGAGGAACGUGGUCAGUGUUGGAGGAGCAUUCUCAUUGGCUGAAGACCCUACACGGUUUAAAACGGUUCACUGCCUACUCUACCCAGACACAGAAUGGUGCCCACGCAAGACUCGCCACUGACGAAUGCCUCAUCACGGAGCAGAGGCCUUUCCAUAAAUCUCUUCAUACCAAAAUAACACUCAGAGUAACUGAGCUGGUUCGCAGCAUGUAAAGGCAGUUAAAGGAACAGGGAGUAAAAAGUUAAGGAAAGCAAUAAGGAAUCCAAAAAUGAAAAUUUGUUGAAAAUCUGUUCACCUACAAGCCAUCUAAGAUGUAAAUGAGUUUGUUUCUUCAUCAGAUUUGGAGAUAAAUGUAGCAUUGCAUCAGUGUCCCAGCAAUGGAUGCUCUGCAGUGAAUGGGUGCCGCCAGAAUGAGAGUCCAAACAGCUGAUUAAAAACAUCAUAAUAAUCCACAUGACAAAUAAAUUUGGUUUGUAAACAGUGCUUGAUCUGUGCAUAUUUCUCAAACAAGAUGUCUUUUUCAUUGUAGAAAGCAAAAUUAUGGAGAGAGGACUCGUGUUUUGGCCAGAAUUAAUGGUUUGAAGUUAAAAAUGUCUUAAUGUUUUUGUUUUUCACAAACAUGCACCUUUUCACUUCAUUAGAUGAUAACUGAUGGACUGGAGUGGUGUGGAUUAUUGUGAUGUUUUAAUCCGCUGUUUGGACUCUCAUUCUGACGGCACCCAUCCACUGCAGAGGAUCCAUUGAUGCAAUGCCACGUUUCUCCAAAUCUGUUCAGAUGGAGGAAAAUGUUAAUUUUUUGAGUGAACUAUUCAUUCAACAAGUAGUUUUUGUUUGGUACUUUCUACAUUUUUAUGGUGAAACAGGGUGGCUGUAAUUUAUUAAACAUUUUUGUGUUGACAAGUGAUUUUCACAUAUUGAGUCCCUGCUGUGAGAGUGUUUUGACAGCAUUGCGCUGUCCCUUAGAUUUACUGGGGGAUUUUUCGUUGAAAUGAUUCGAGACACAUUUUUGUGGCUUUGACAUCAUCUUUAUAGUCCUCUUUUUCCUCUGGGUUGUAAAAAUGCCCACGCAAGCCUUUAAAUUUGUGUGCAAGAUGCCUGUGAGUAUGAGAAAAACAGUAUAGAUGCAGUUUUAUAGUAUUUUGUUUUCCAGAUUUCUGCAGCAGAGGUCAUCUACUGCCAGUGCUUUUCAGCUUGUGCUCUCCUCUGUUAAUGAUUUGUGGAUCCAGACUGCAGUUGCACUCAUUAUGUCUCCAGACUUUCUUGUUUGGAGUCGAGCAGUUGGAUAUAUAUAUAUACAGACCAAAAAGAAAUUGUUGUAAUCAGUCCAAGUUUUAAUCUUUUGUUCAGUCAUCAGCAUUGAAUUAUUUCCACUGAGUGUGGUGACUAGAAACAUGAUGUUUAAGUGUUGUGUUUAAUAAUAUGCUGUUCACACGAUCCUCCUGAUAUUUGCACAAACACGUUCCUCACUGCAGGCCAGUGGUUUGCGUAAACGUGCCAAAACUACACCGUGGUUUCUCUUUCCUUAACAGUGACAAACAUUUAGCUCUCGGUUGACAGUAACAAAUGCGGUUGCAGUGGACUCUUAUUUUUUUUUUUUUUUUUUUUAAUCUGAUGAAUUGAUUAUGAUGUGAAGUAUGAUUUUCAUUUUAAUAAAUGUAUUUAUUAUGCA
Molecule: messenger RNA, 3090 nt
Organism: Cyprinus carpio (common carp)
Lineage: Eukaryota; Metazoa; Chordata; Actinopteri; Cypriniformes; Cyprinidae
Product: RFNG O-fucosylpeptide 3-beta-N-acetylglucosaminyltransferase
Biological process (GO): regulation of Notch signaling pathway; pattern specification process
Cellular component (GO): Golgi membrane
Molecular function (GO): O-fucosylpeptide 3-beta-N-acetylglucosaminyltransferase activity
Source: RefSeq, a predicted model, not a curated record